GAACCAUAAACGUUAUUAUGUUUCUUUUCAUUUGGAGGCAGGAUACAUGGCAACAUCAGCUGCAUCAUGACGCGGAUAUGUCGCUUAUCUCAUCGAGUUUAUUCAGCUGAUCGCCCGUAGAUGUUUGAGGCAGAUUGACAGCAAAAUGGAUUUUUCAUGAUGGUAGGACAUGCGGUCGGUCACACACACAGUUCAAGCCAAAACGGAUAGAUGAUUUGUCCCGUUGGGCUGGCAUGUUAAGAAGCCCAAUCAAUGUUGGGGUUGCCGUUCUGCAAAAAUCGGAAUAUUCGAAAAUAAAAUGUCUUCGGUAGGCUAUUGAACUGAUUCAGAACGCAUUUCGUUCCGUAUUUCUGAGAAUCAACCCGUGCGAGUCCCGACAGAGCAGUAAAUAAGACUAUAAUAUGGACCAAGACUGAACGUUGUAUGAGAUGAAGGCAACCCCUACUGGCUGCUGUCAUCCCUCUCGGUAUGUCAUCACUAUCCUAGCGAAUGCACUUCUGAGCCACCGAGUCACGUAGGCUACUGUAUUAUCACGUUGAUCGUAAUUCGUGAUAAGAAUGGUCUCGUUAAGAGUUUUAGCAUACAGUGCAUCAGGGCUAGCCUAGGCCUACUUGCUGGGGAGACAGAAUAACCCCCGGAGCUGUAGCCUAAGCCAUCACCAAAUUCAGAGUUAGUUUCUGCAGCUGCUAUGAUGGGUUCUUUUUUUUUUCAGUUCGGUGUUUUAGCCUACAGUUGUUUGGUUUGAGUAAGCUACAGACAGUUAACCUUCUUCUUUAUUGUUUUUGCAUCAACAUUUUUCUUGUGUUGCACCGGAAAGAAAAUGAGUAGGCUAAUAAUUGUUUUUGUAUAGGCCUAUUGUGAGAAUGUGACUCAUUUGACCUAAUUGUGCCCUUGUUUUUACUAAAUUAUGCCCUUAUUUGACUAGAUUGUAUAACAUUUAGUAUAUUGUAGGCUACUCCCAUGUUUUCAUGUAGCCUAGGACUUACUUGGAGCAGCUAUAGACAUGUAGAAACUGAUCAUUUGAGGUCAUGACAAGCAGUGAAUAGUGAUAAUUUCCCUCCAUGGCGUCUAACAGUCCAACAGCAUCAGCUACAUCCUCUGAGGAUACAGGAGAGAAUGGCCAGAAUGUGGUCCCCAAACUGUAUUCCUGUUCAGAGUGUGGACAAUCCUUUGGAAUGCUGGUAGAGCUACAGAUACACAAGAAAUCACGACAUGUCACAAAGCGUCUUUCGACCUUUGACCUGUUUGGGAAAGGACUUUCUACGGCAUGUACCCCCACCAGACCAAAGAGAGCCCACACUAAACUGAAGGCUCAUGGGUCUUCUUGUGAGAAAAGUUUUGUGCUGUCCUCGGGGUUGAUGCAGUGCAAGCGUUCACACGCCAGUGAGCUUCCAUACAGCUGUACUGUCUGUCCCAAAACCUUUGUCUCCUCCACACACCUGGCCCUCCACCUGCGCUCGCACUGCGGCGAGAGGAGGUUCAAGUGCAGCAUUUGCGCCAAGGUGUUCCUGCAGUCUUCACACCUGGCGCGCCACAAGGCUAUCCACACCGGGGAGAAGCCCUUCAAGUGCCCCGACUGCGGGAAGAGCUUUGGUCGUGCCUCACACCUGAAGACCCACCUGCGCUUGCACACCGGCGAAAAGCCCUUCGAGUGCACUGUGUGCGAAAAGACCUUCACCCAGAAGGCAGGCCUCAUCAUGCACCACCGCCAGCACACAGAGGAGUUGCCGUUCAGGUGCAACAGGAGCAGCAAAGGCCUCCACUCCUCCACGCGCCUGCUCUCCCACCGCGCGCUGGAGUCAGGGGAGAAGAGUUUCCGAGGCUGCCGCUGCGGUGAGAUCUUCAGGACGACGCUGGCGCUGAGGCAGCACGAACGGAGGCACAAGAGUCACGAGUCGUUCGGCUGCGGCGUGUGCCAGACUCCCGUGGUCCGCUCGUCCUGCCCGCAGCUUGGGACGCGUGCAGGAGAGCGUGCCUAUCACUGCAUGGUGUGCAACAGGAUGUUCACCGAGAUGAGCACCUUUGAGAGGCACUGUGGGAAGCACCUUCAACAGAGUGGAUGCAAGGAGACCAAGCUGGAAAAAGGAAGGGAAUGGGAGACCAAACCUGAAGCCUCUAUGCCCAUGCAGAACUCAUCCUCUACAAUUUCCAGAGCUAGGAACUACUCAGAAGUAACCACACGCUCCAAAACUAGAGCCAAAGCCAGGGGCAGAACUGAGAACUCAGAGUUACUGCAUUAAAAUGCUCUUAUUAGCGAUGUUAUUAGAUAGAGCACAGUUGAUGACGUUUUUUAAAUGCUAUAUGCUGAAAUGUGUUAAUUGGAUGAAAAUGGCAAAUUUGUGAUGCAUUUAGCUGCUGAUCUAUUAUCUAUAAAUUCACUGUACAUAUUUCAUAUAUUUUAGAAAUUAUAACGAUGAAGUAGUCAUACUUUACAAAUAAAGUCAUCA
Molecule: messenger RNA, 2447 nt
Organism: Sardina pilchardus (European sardine)
Lineage: Eukaryota; Metazoa; Chordata; Actinopteri; Clupeiformes; Clupeidae
Product: zinc finger protein 501
Exons: 1
Coding region: 1062-2240 (392 amino acids)
Biological process (GO): regulation of transcription by RNA polymerase II
Molecular function (GO): DNA-binding transcription factor activity; RNA polymerase II cis-regulatory region sequence-specific DNA binding
Source: RefSeq, a predicted model, not a curated record